Bombyx mori (domestic silkworm) is the source of this 1200-nucleotide messenger RNA. It is a transcript of the gene nAChRb2, whose product is annotated as nicotinic acetylcholine receptor subunit beta 2. Gene Ontology annotation, molecular function: excitatory extracellular ligand-gated monoatomic ion channel activity; transmitter-gated monoatomic ion channel activity involved in regulation of postsynaptic membrane potential; transmembrane signaling receptor activity. The record is from RefSeq and is marked provisional. Gene Ontology annotation, biological process: regulation of membrane potential; nervous system process; monoatomic ion transmembrane transport. NCBI's taxonomy places the organism in Eukaryota, Metazoa, Arthropoda, Insecta, Lepidoptera, Bombycidae. Gene Ontology annotation, cellular component: neuron projection; plasma membrane; synapse.
CUCAGUACGACCACAGCUAUGAUCCGGACUGUCUACAUAUCGAGCUUAUUGGUUGUGCUCUGCAGGUGUGAGUGCGUGAUCGAUCAUAGCUCCGACGAAAACAACUGGGAACAAAAACUGCAGAAGGACCUCAAAGCCAACUACGAUAUUUCGCAACCUCCCUUCGUCAAUAGGACCUUCGAAGUGAUGUCUUUCAUUGUUAUAGAUUCGUACGCCCUGGACAGCGGGAACGAUCGGUUCGAGGUGACCGGUUCUCUAAUCCUGAACUGGAUGGACGAUCGACUGCGCUGGAACCGCUCCGAAUACGCCGGCAUCGCUGACACGGUGAUGAGGAGCGCGAUGCUGUGGCUGCCGGGGUUCAGACAAGUCAAUGCAGUCGGCGCGGGAGACGAUGACGUUCCCUUCUACACUCUAUGUAGGGUAUCUUCAAGCGGCAAGGUCGAAUGUAAGCUUAAGUCCGUGUUCACUUCGAGAUGUCGGGUCGAUCUCCGAAACUGGCCGUUGGACGUACAGCAAUGUGAUUUGGAGUUCGGAGCUUGGAAAGGAGACAAAGUGUUGGUGCGAGUAAAAUUCCCGAAUCAAUUGUACAUCUCAGAGGUAACGUUGGAAACUCACUGGAGGUUAACGGACUGGGAGAUGAAACAUAGCAACGAGUCCGAGGUGCAGACCGUGUGGACCUACACGCUGGAGCGACAGACGAGGACUCUCGCCGCUAUUCUAGUGCUCCCCGCUGUGGUCCUCUCCCUGUUGUCAGCGUCGUGCUUCCUGGUGGACGUGAAAAGAACCAUUCGCUUGUUGUUGUGUUGUUUCAGUCACGGCUGCCACUACAGGUUCCUGUCUCAACUACAACAAUGUAUCCCUAAGCACGCCGAGGAUCCACCCGCCCUGCUGCUGCUGUACCGCGGCUCGCUCGUUGUCUCCGUGCUGCUGAUAAUGCUCAGUAUCGUAUUGCGAUGGACGGCGACUAAAGACACUGUGGUACCGCAGCCACUCAGCACUAUGAAUAAAGCCGUGAUGUGUAGUCGAUGGAAGAUGCUGAUCUGGCCACAGUGGCACAGUUCUUCAGAAAGCACAUGCAACAAAGAAUGGACACAUUUAGCUAAUACAAUGAAUAGUAUUGCGUUGGGUGUGACCUUUGUUGUUUACGCUAUCCUCUUUAUAUUGUUCCUACCUCGGUAGGCAUGCAAGGCAUUUCGUGUG